This is a messenger RNA of Anopheles nili, 1425 nucleotides long. RefSeq names its product peripheral plasma membrane protein CASK-like. The record is from RefSeq and is a predicted model, not a curated record. Gene Ontology annotation, biological process: protein autophosphorylation; peptidyl-serine phosphorylation; intracellular signal transduction. Lineage: Eukaryota; Metazoa; Arthropoda; Insecta; Diptera; Culicidae. Bases 1 to 1425 code for a protein of 474 amino acids. The transcript has 12 exons. Gene Ontology annotation, molecular function: calcium-dependent protein serine/threonine kinase activity; ATP binding; calcium/calmodulin-dependent protein kinase activity. Gene Ontology annotation, cellular component: nucleus; cytoplasm.
AUGGCCGACGACGAGAUUUUGUUCGAUGAUGUAUACGAACUGUGCGAGGCCAUUGGGAGGGGGCCAUUUUCAAUAGUUCGUAGAUGCAUUCAUCGGGAGUCCAAUCAGCAAUUCGCAGUAAAGAUUGUAGACGUCGCCAAGUUUACGGCAAGUCCGGGACUAAGUACAUCUGAUUUGAAGCGAGAGGCAACGAUAUGUCAUAUGCUGAAACAUCCUCAUAUUGUCGAGCUGCUGGAGACGUACAGUUCCGAAGGGAUGCUAUACAUGGUGUUCGAAUAUAUGGAAGGAUCAGACAUUUGCUUCGAAGUAGUACGUCGUGCCGUGGCUGGAUUUGUAUACAGUGAAGCAGUAGCUUGCCAUUACUUACGCCAAAUAUUGGAGGCAUUGCGUUACUGCCACGAGAACGACAUCAUUCACCGGGAUGUCCGACCGGCAUGUGCUCUGCUGGCGACCGCAGAUAAUUCGGCUCCCGUCAAGCUUGGUGGAUUUGGUUCGGCGGUGCAACUUCCUAGCGGCCGUGACUCGGUAGAGACGCAUGAAAGAGUCGACCCCCAUCGUUCGUUUUUGAGUCCGAGAGGAAAGCUCUACCUGAAGUCAGAUAGUGAGGGACGAGUGGGUUGUCCACAUUACAUGGCCCCGGAGGUGGUGGCACGCCGCGUCUACGGCAAGCCUUGCGAUGUCUGGGGCGCUGGCGUGAUGCUACACGUGCUGCUAUCCGGUCGUUUACCUUUCCACGGUUCCGGCAAACGUCUGCAGGAUGCCAUUGCACGAGGACGUGUAACGCUGGAUACGUCGGAAUGGAAGCAUGUGUCAAGCCAUGCUAAAGAUCUGGUCCUCAAGAUGCUUGCACCCAAUCCCAUUAGUCGGCCAACAAUAACGGAAAUUCUGGAUCAUCCUUGGAUACGGGACCGCGACAAGCUGCAACGUAUCCAUCUUGGUGACACUGUUGAAGAGCUUAAGCGCUACAAUGCGCGACGUAAGCUAAAAGCUGCCGUCCAAACGGUGGCUGGCGGUGUUGCGAUGGAUCCCCUGUGCUGCGCCGAUACCGACUCAAUGGCCAUUGGUACAGCAUCGGAGAGCCUCAACGAGUGGGCCGACGAGGAAGCUGGCCUGGAGGCGAUCCAAAAAAUUCUUGACUCAUUAGACGAUAUCAUUGCUUUGCAAGACGCCAACUGCGAUCCGGAUGUGCUGGCCAGCAUGCUACGCGACGUCAAGCUGCACGAACUGUUGCAGUUGUUCGAUAGAAUCAGUAGUUCCGUUAUUAAUCCAUUACGGGCCCCGCCGGGAGACGCCAUCAGCCGAUGCCGGGACGCGAUCGACAUCAUCUCAUCCACCGCGGGACACAAGUAUGGGCGCGAGAAGACCGAGCUCAUCAACCUACUAGGAUCACCCCACAUUCAGACUGGUCAUGCCAUCAUUGAUUGA